Molecule: messenger RNA, 2597 nt
Organism: Mangifera indica (mango)
Lineage: Eukaryota; Viridiplantae; Streptophyta; Magnoliopsida; Sapindales; Anacardiaceae
Exons: 2
Coding region: 109-1470 (453 amino acids)
Source: RefSeq, a predicted model, not a curated record
AGUUCCAUGCGAAAAUUCCCUUAAAUAAAAAACAGCAUUUCAUCAAUAAACAUUGAAGAUGCUUAUAAAAAGGCAAAACCCUGAAAUCUGCAAAGUCAAUCGUAGAGAAUGAAGAAGGGCUUUGAACAACAUCAAGAAUCCACCAACAAGAAGCCCAAGCCAAACUUGUCAUCAUCAUUGCCAAUAUGUGAGAAUAAGAAAACCAGAGACUUACCCAAUUUGUCAGAAUGCCAAGCCUGUGGAUUUCGAAUCGAUGCUUGUUCCGGUAAGAACAAAAUUCAAAUUUUAUACAGUGAAUGGCGAAUUGUUCUUCUAUGCAAGAGGUGUCUUUCUCGCAUCGAAUCCUCCCAAAUUUGCGCUUAUUGCUUUAAUGAAAAUGCAAAUGAUUUUCUUUCUUGUUCUCAGUGUAAGCGUUGUGUUCAUAGAACUUGUUUUGUAAAGUACAGAACUGUUUCUCCUUGGUCGUAUUCUUGUUCUUCUUCCAUGGAGUUUUCAGUUUGUGUUGACUGUUGGGUCCCUAAAUCAAUGAUGAAGAGUAGAGGAUUUGUUAUUGAUAGCAAACGUAAUAGCCAUUCUAGGGUUUUCAAUGAUGCCCAAUCUUUGAAGGACCCCAAUUUCACGUCAAAGAGGACAGUUGUGUUGGCUCUGAUGGCUCCUCUUAUGGCGGCUAAGAAGCCGACAGUGGUGACAACGAAGCUAAUGGAGGUGGUGGCAAAGAAGCCAAUGGAGGUGGUAAAGAUGCCGAUGGAAUCAGAAAGUAAUGCACUGACUUUGGAGGUGAAGAGGGAAGGUGAAGAUUGUAAUGAUAAGAAAGUUGUUGAUGAUGCUGAGUUUGCGUUUAAGUUGCACAGGGAAAUUAAUAGCUCCCGUAGGAUUUCAAAGAAUUUAUGUGUGAAAUCAGGUUCUUCCAGUGUUCCCAAGGUACAAGAGUGUAAUGAUCAUUUGGUUCUUAGAGGCUUUGAUUCAGGGAAUCCUAGUGUUUCUUGUGAGCUUGAGGUUUGUGCUGAUGCUGAUAAGAAGAUGAGUGAGAAUCUGGAUAAAAGUGUUUUAAAUCCUUUUCUAUGUGUUAAAGAUGAGGAUGUUGGAGUGCAAUUGAAGGAGGGAGAGGGGAGCUGUUCAAACAGAUUGGUAAAGUCAAGUGGAGAUGAAAAUAGUACAAACUUUGAGUCUAGAUCUUGUCAUAAUAAUCAAUAUGAAUCUACUGAAUGUAAGGUUGAAACAUCUGAUGGAAAGCCUGAUCGUUAUUUGUUAAAGUAUAUAAAGAGGAAAUCAAGCUCCAAAAGAGUUCCAAAUGGUAGACCUAAGAUUUUGUAUGAAAGAACUUCCCAUCAAUGCGAGCGUCAUGAUGUUGGAUUAUCUGUAAAUUGUUCAAGGGAAUCGAGAACUUUCUCAGAUGGUUCACUUCAGUCAUGUGCUUUUCCUCUACAAGCAUCUACAUGUGCUAGUGGUUUGUCUCCAGAUGAUUCUUAGGGGAACAGAUUAUAAUGAUCAUUUCACGGAUGAUCUUGGAAAGUAGGCUUUCUUUAGUUUCCGUAAACUUGAAGCUUCUGGUGAGUUCUGAGGGGGUAUUCAAGCGUUUGGAGGAUUGUGGGUGGGGAGAUAUGUUAGAUGUAUAUUCUCUUUUUAUUUUUCUUGAGGGCAACUUGGAUUCUUCCCCCUAGUAGAGUUUUAAAUUUUAGAGUUUCUUAGAAAUUUGAAUGACCAGGAAGCAGCUGAUUUUUCUGUACUUUUGGUUGUAUUAUAGUGUAUUUAUUAAUUGUAUUUUAAGUGUUGGCCAAUGGUUUAACCUAUCCCAUAUUCUUCAAGCGAAGAUGAUUUGAAAAGCCAAACUUCCAAGCAAGAUUUAAAUUUCAUCAUGGGCUGUGGCUUGAGGAAUAAUAACACGUCUAAAUAAAGGUUGACAAAGGUCUUUGUAUGGUAUGUGUACAAUUGAAGAGGAGAUCAUCAAUCAUGGUCUUGACUAUUCAAUAGUUUUGAAUUUGUGGCUUCUCAUCUUUAAGGCAGCAGUGUUGAUGUGGGUCAUUUUAGAGUCUCCUUGUGCCUAGGAGGAUGUUUUGGGUUUUGGGGGAAUUAUCAAUUCCUAGCAAAAUAAAUGCAUUUUAUGUGGUGAGAACGAGGGAAGCUCAUCUGGCAUUCGACUAUUUUCGUAGAUUUGAAAAUUUUGUGGUCUAUCUUGAUUUUAGCCUAGUAUAAUUGUUAUGGUCAUUGGCAUGUUCUGAUUUUCAUGUUUUAAAAUUUUGGAGGGGGGAUUAUGUUGACUGAUUUCAACUUGUAGGAAUUGCAGCUUGCUACAAGUGGGAGUGGGCACACUUCUAAUUCGAAGCGGUGGUUUUUAAUGGGAGUUUUCGUUGACUCAAUUACUGUCGGUGGAAGCAGGUCUCUGUUGUGAUUUACAGCAGGAAAUUGAAAGUUGCGGUCCUUUUGUAUUUUGGUUUAAAACACAGUUGUGUGAGCGGAAAGGGAUUUACUUUCUCUCUUUUUUAACGGUUUCCCACUUGUUAGUCUCCCAUCGUAGCUCUAUUCUUAACACUGUAGUUUCUUAUGCUGGUUGGCAACAUUCUGAAUGAGAUCCUCUCAAAUGCAACAUCUAUUUGUCC